GCGCUUUCCACUAGGACUUGAGAGAGGUCUGCAAGCAGACACCAGUGAGGCUGCUUUUGGCCCACGGGGCGCACACGGGGCCCACGCGGGCUCCACCUCCCUGCCCGGCAAUGGAGUACAUCCUCUUCGUGCUGUACUUCUCCUUUUUCCUCUGUCUCUGUGCCCUGGUGUGUCUGUACUUUUCCGGUUGUCAGGAGAUGACCUACAAGCAUGAAGAAGCAUGUUGUGGAGACAUUUUUUGGAUUUGAUGAGGAGUCUGUGGACUCGGAAACCUUGUCAGAAACCUCCUGCAACACGGACAGGACGGACAGGGCCCCAGCCACGCCCGAGGAAGACUUGGAUGAU
Molecule: messenger RNA, 345 nt
Organism: Neofelis nebulosa (Clouded leopard)
Lineage: Eukaryota; Metazoa; Chordata; Mammalia; Carnivora; Felidae
Exons: 2
Coding region: 111-248 (45 amino acids)
Source: RefSeq, a predicted model, not a curated record